CGAGAAAAUUCGUUGAAGGAAAAAGAUAAUUCCUUUUUUUUCUCUCUCGACAUUUUUUUUGUUCCAAGUUCCAACUGAGGUUUUUGUUUGUGUUGUUUGUUCCUACGUUCUUUUGAGCCAAAGUUCCCAAAUUUACUGUAAAAAAUAUCCAUUUGAGGAAUUAAUCGGAUGAGCACUUUAGUAUGAGAAUUAAACAUUUCCGGUCGCAUUAUAGGGAACUUUUGCCCGUUCUUUUGGGUAAUAAUUUGCAUUUAGUCUUUUUUUUUUCUUUGAAGUUGAUGAAAAAAGUUCAUCUUUUUGAGUUGAAAGUAACUUUUUUUUCGUUUCAUAUCCUUCUGUAGAUCUUGUUAAAAUGAGCUUUUCUUAGCUGAAAAGGAACUUUCCCAGAAAAUAUUUUCCUGAGAAACAAACGGGGUUAGUACUCAAUAUCAUCUUUUUGGCACUGGAUAAACAAAAAAGUUCGAGUGGCAUUUGAAAUCAUUUUUUUUCUUCAUGUUCUAAAAUUUCAACUCCCACGCUUUGUUUUUGUUUUUUGUUUUUUUACAUUUCAUGUCCUCAUUCACGGCAACAAUGGAGGAAGAAAAUUCACUUGCUAGAUUACAACAAUAACCCUUUCUUUAGUGUUAAGAGCCCAUGAAAAAAGGGUACUUUCAUGUAAAUUUGCCUUCUACCAUCCCCUUUAGCUGUAGGGUCCCCUUGUGACUAUCAUAAUGUCCCAUGGACCAUAAACAAAAGUAAGUUUUUUUUGGUAGCAUUGAAUGCGGUAAAGAUGAAGGGCGGGGGGCAGGGAAGCAUUGAAGUGGUGUAGGAUAAAUAUAACUCACUUGUUUUCUUUUUUCCUUUAACUUUGUGUAGGGACAAGAUUCUUUAAAUUAUGCAGACUCCGAAAGCAAGAAAUGGGUCUUCGGAAGUGCCACAAAGGGUCUCACAUCGAGUUGUUCGUCAACUCAAACCAACCACAGUAGAGACUGGUGCUGUAUCUAGUCCUAAGUCAACUAGCAGAACUUCAAAAGAGAAGAGCCCUAAAGUUAUUGAUCGUCGGUCACCUAGAAGCCCGGCUUCCGAGAAGAAGCGCCCGAGCAGAAUAUCUGAAUUGGAAGCACAAAAUUCACAGCUUCAAGAAGAACUAAAGAAGGCAAAGGAUCAACUAAGUUCAUCUGAAUCAACCAGGAAGCAAGUUGAGCAAGAUGCUGAAGAGUCCAAGAAGCAACUGUUGGACUUGUCUGCGAAGGUCAAGGAGUCCCAAAAGCAGCUUCUCGAACUGUCUGGUUCCAAGGACACUCACGUAGAUGAACUCCAUACGGUCUCACAAGAACGGGAUCAAUCAUGGCAGUUGGAGCUUGAAGCUAUACAGAGGCAGCAGUCUCUUGACUCAGCUGCUUUGGUGUCAGCCGUGAAUGAGAUUCAACGACUUAAGGAUCAGCUUGAAAUGGUGGCUGAAUCCGAGGCUGCACAGACCAAGCAAGCAGAAUCAGCACAUUCAGAGCUUCAGAGCUUGAAAGAAAAACUGGUUGAAACUCAUUCUCUUGUGGAGAACAUGAAACAGCUUAAGGAUAGCCAGGAAUCAGAAGCUCGGGCCCAAUCAAGGGCGAAUGAAACUCGGUUACAACUGGAAGCUGCAAAAGAGACUGUUGAAGCACUUAGGUCAGAAGGCAUGAAAGCCGUUGAAGCUUACAACUCCAUUGCUUUUGAAUUAGACCAAUCGAGGAAACGUGUUUGUUCACUUGAAGGACUUGUUAACAAACUGAAGGCAGCCAUGACUGGUGCUGGUGGCAGUAUCUCUAUUGAGCCUGAUGGUAACUGUAUUGCUGUCGAUCAUCAAGCUGGAGAAAACAAGAAACCCGAGGAAUCUUGCCAGCUUGAAGCAGAGAUUUCUUCUUUGAAGUCUGAGGUGACACGUUUAAGAUCUGCUCUCAAAACUGCCGAGACUAAAUGCCAUGCAGAAGAAACCCAAGGCACCAUAGAGAUAAAGAGUGCUCAUGGACUGGUUGAGCAGAUAAAAUCUGAAGCAAGCUCGAGAGAGACCGAGCUGUUAGCUGAACUAGAGAAGGCAAACAUUAGUAUUACCGACUUGAAGGCAAAUAUGAUGGAUAAGGAAACUGAGUUGCAGUGUAUCUCCGAGGAAAAUGAUGAGCUUCGCAUGAAACUUGAGAAAACCAUGUCACGCCAACGUGAAUCCGAACUCGAAAAAGAGUUGAAUCUAUUGAACGAAACGAUUGUUGAUCUGAAGGCAAAUAUGAUGGAUAAGGAGACUGAGCUUCAAAAUAUAUCAGAGGAGAAUGAGAUGCUGAGAUUGGAAAUCAAUAAAAGGGAUUCGGACAAAGGUAAAACAAAUGAGCUAGACGAGGCAAGGGCUGCUGAGCGAGAAGCUAUUAUGAAGCUUGGACUUGCAAUGGAGGAGGCUGAUAAGAAUAACAGGAGAGCUGCCAGGGUGGCUGAACAGCUCGAGGCUGCUCAGACUGCCAAUUCUGAGAUGGAAACAGAGCUGAGAACGUUAAAGGUGCAAUCUAAUCAGUGGCGCAAGGCCGCGGAAGCAGCUGCUUCAAUGCUUUCGGCAGGCAACAAUGGAAAGUUCAUGGAGAGAACAGGUUCAUUGGAUAUCAAUUAUGAUCCAGUUAAGGGAAGGGUUGGCUUACCUUAUACCGAUGAUUUGGAUGAUGAGUUGCUGAAGAAGAAACAUGGGAACAUGCUGAAGAAGAUUGGGGUUUUGUGGAAGAAGCCACAGAAAUAGGAGACCAUGAGAUUUUGGGUACCCGAACGAAUGGCCUUCUGCUGCAGUGUAGUUUUCAGUUACGUCAUGACGAUGUCUGAACAGUGUAGUCUUCAGUUACAUCAUGAUGAUGUCCGAACAGGUGUGAUACGAUAUUUUCUUUUCCUUUUAUGUGGAUAUGUAAAAUGUGAGUGCCACGUCCUCACCUUGCGCUUGUAGGAUCAAACAUUCUCUUCACAAUGUAAGUUUUGAUUUGGAUUCUAUGGUUUUUCUAUUAAGCCGCCUGCCCAAGUAUGAUGAUCACUUCAUCA
Molecule: messenger RNA, 3021 nt
Organism: Hibiscus syriacus
Lineage: Eukaryota; Viridiplantae; Streptophyta; Magnoliopsida; Malvales; Malvaceae
Product: interactor of constitutive active ROPs 3-like
Source: RefSeq, a predicted model, not a curated record